Messenger RNA from Paramacrobiotus metropolitanus, 1262 nucleotides. Its product is annotated as polyubiquitin-like. Gene Ontology annotation, cellular component: nucleus; cytoplasm. Gene Ontology annotation, molecular function: ubiquitin protein ligase binding; protein tag activity. Gene Ontology annotation, biological process: protein ubiquitination; modification-dependent protein catabolic process. NCBI's taxonomy places the organism in Eukaryota, Metazoa, Tardigrada, Eutardigrada, Parachela, Macrobiotidae. The record is from RefSeq and is a predicted model, not a curated record. The transcript is spliced from 2 exons. Bases 168 to 857 code for a protein of 229 amino acids.
UUGAUGCAGGUACUUAGUUUCAUGCAUUGUGCGGCGAACUCCAGUCAGUCAAGAGUUUCCAGUUCGAUUACUUAUACAUACGGUUUCCACUUUCCAGUUUGUUUAAUAAUUUUAUACUUAUACGGGUUACUGAUUUUUCCAUUCAGUUCUCGUUAGUCGUCGACAAAAUGCAGAUCUUCGUGAAAACGUUGACCGGGAAAACCAUCACUCUGGAUGUGGAUUCUGCCGAUACCAUUGAAAACGUCAAGGCCAAGAUCCAGGACAAGGAAGGAAUCCCUCCCGAUCAGCAGCGUCUGAUCUUUGCUGGAAAGCAGCUGGAAGAUAAACACACUCUGGGUGACUACAACAUCCAGAAAGAGUCAACCAUCCACUUGGUCCUGCGUCUACGCGGAGGCAUGCUCAUAUACAUCAAGGUUCUUACAGGAAAGACCGUCGCGCUGGACGUGGAACUGUCGGACACGGUGGAAAUCAUGAAAAAGAAAAUCGAAGAUGUGCUGUAUAUGCCUCCCGACCAACAGCGUCUGAUUUUCGAUGGUAAGCAGCUCGAGGACAAUCGUACCUUGUCCCAGUAUAACCUGCAUGCCGGCGCUGUGGUUCAUCUGGUCCUACGUCUGCGCGGUGGCAUGCAGAUCUUCAUCAAGACCCUGGCAGCGGGAAAAUCCAUCAGCUUGAUUGCGGACGCUGAGGACACCAUAGCCAGUGUGAAGCGCAAGGUUCAUGAUCGUGAAGGACUCCCGUAUGAAACACUGCGCCUGAUCUUCAACGGGAAGGAGCUGGUCGGUGACCGGACGCUGCAGGACUACAAUAUCCGCCCGGAGGCCACGCUGUUCCUGGCUCUAAAGCUGCCGGGAGGAUAAGGAAUUGUAAAUUUACUUGUGGCGUUUCGGUUUUGUAUCCCGGGUAGGCAGGUUAUGAUGUGCAUCUUUGGUUUUUCUUUUGUUCUUGCAGUUAUGCUUCGUAUCUUUAUAACGGUAUUGUAGCUGUUUUUAAGUUUUAUGGUUAGCAUUAUGUUGAAUACAUUUAGGAUUUGCUCCGGCUUUGGGCACAGUAGAUGUGCCGCGUGCGAUGAUUGUUGCAGUUUUAUGUAGCUUCGAUUCUUUGCAGAUUUUACAGUUACUGUACUUUCUUUUAUGCUGAUAUUGCAAUAUUGUGCCUAAUGAUUUGUACAGUGUUCGAAGUUCCAUCUUCUGUUAAUAGAGUUUAGCUAUCGAUUGGUUUUAGCAAGGUACUAGUAUUAGUACUUCAUUUCAUGCUGAACAAUA